AUUUAGCUUUCGGUGAAGAAUUUUGUGUUGACGCUCUCACAGUCUUUUCUGCUUUCGCGCUUCUGCAGGCUUAGGAUGCAUCAUGGAGGAUGAAAACGACGAGUUCAAUAUCCACAUAUCAAGAUAUCGUCCAGAAGAACUUCACAAACUAGCGUCCAGAACAAAGUUUACUAGGAAAGAAAUUCAGCUGAUGUACAGGGGCUUCAAACAGGAAUGUCCAACGGGUAUGGUUGACGAGGACUCGUUCAAGCACAUCUUCUCGCAAUUCUUCCCUCUUGGCGAUGCAACAAACUAUGCACACUACGUAUUCAACACAAUGAAGCAGAAACAGUCUGGAAAAAUUAGUUUUGAUGAUUUUAUCAAUAUCCUAUCCAAAGUAUCCAGAGGUAGCGUACAAGAAAAGCUACAAUGGGUAUUCGGAUUAUACGACCUCAACGGUGAUGGACUCAUUUCAAAGACAGAGAUGGUCGAUGUAGUUUCCAGUAUUUAUCAAAUGUUAGGUAGAGCUACCCGUCCUCUUGUGGAUGAUACAUCUGCGAAAGAACAUGUCGAAAAAAUUUUUCACUUAAUAGAUACGAAUAAGGAUGGAGUAGUAACAAUAGAAGAAUUAGUCCAAUGGUGUUCAAGGGACGAGAACAUUCUGAAAUCCCUUGAAACCCUAGACACUGUAUUGUGAUCCUCAUCUUUAUAUCCAAUUGUACAAAUGAUACAUUGCCACUUGUGUCUGUUGGCGUCUAUACAUAACUCAAUAUUUCGUACCAAAUGAAAUUUUAUGUGAUCUUGAAUUCCUGAAAUCGAGAGGAUUGUCUUGUUCUUUUUUGACUGAGUCGAGCCUUCGGCUCAGUUGAGAUUAUUCUUGAAUCCAUGUGAACGAUUAUUUAUUAUAGCUGCGAGGCUUACGAAGCUUGUCGCUAUUAUGUGUUACUGAUAAGAGUUUUAUAUCUCGAACGAAAAAUAAUUUUGAAAAGGGAAAAACUAGCUGUAAAUUGUGCCAGCGCAAAUAUAUCUCCUAAAAGAUCCGAUUUUUCAUAAGACAUUCUAGAUAUUUUGAACAUAUGUCUAUUCUGGGUCCAUUCAAAUUUAAUAUAGAUAGUCAUAUAUCUUUAUUCAAGUUUUGAUGUUCCUAUCGAAAGGUUAUUUAGAAUAGUUGGAAAUAUUUCAAAGAUUUAUCGUUGAUGCAUUCUAUCUCUGUCCAAUCUAUAGUUGACGAGUUUUGUCAGUAGAAGCUGCAGAAUUCAUCAGUCAAAUUUACCUAUCCCUAACUGAACUGUCUUUAUGCUUCAAUUUUUCCAAGCAGAUUAUAUACUUAAAUACUCGUAUGUGAUAUUGAUAUUAGAUAUAUUCGAAAUAUUAACAUAAAAUCCCAACAAUAAUAACCUGCUUCAUGAAAAAUAUCUUCAAUUUAUCGUUAUAAAAAGCUGAAACUAUUUUCAACACUACAAGAAGAACAUAAUCAAUAACUCGACAGUAUUAUGGUGUAGAACUGUAAAUUUAUGUUUAAAUGAAUCUACCCACUUCCUGUAGAACUUAGAUAUAAGGAAAUUUUAUUUCAAUGUGUAUUUUGGAAACAAUUCCGAAAAUUUUGUCAUUGUAUUGAUGGUGUUUUUUUUUAUUUAAUGCAGUUUUCAUCUUGGAAUUAAUAAAAUUCCAAGACUCAUCAAGAAUGUGGUACAAUUUGUAAGAUAAAACCUUAUUGUGAUAGUAUUAAGAAUAUUAAGAAAUGUUUGAAAUUUUUAAUGCAAAAGAUGUCCAUUUCGAACAUUCAAUUUGUGUCACAAGCUUUAUUGACAAUGUAUUUGUUUAUUACUCUACGUUGAAUUUAUCCCUUUGAUAAGUACAAUAAAUAAAUAUAAGUGUUGUCUCCA
Molecule: messenger RNA, 1865 nt
Organism: Coccinella septempunctata (seven-spotted ladybird)
Lineage: Eukaryota; Metazoa; Arthropoda; Insecta; Coleoptera; Coccinellidae
Product: Kv channel-interacting protein 4-like
Exons: 6
Coding region: 83-676 (197 amino acids)
Molecular function (GO): calcium ion binding
Source: RefSeq, a predicted model, not a curated record